UUGUGGACCUUUGUCUUUUUGUUGAUUUUGCUUGUUUUUGGAUAUCGUGUGUCACGGACGCUCGGGAGUUCCCAUCCCUUCCGGAUAAGAUGUGCCACAUGGUGAUGGCGUCAGUUAUGGCUGAUUGGAUGUCGCUUCUCUUAUUAUUUUUUUUCACACCCUCCUAUGCCACUAUAACAUAUCGCUUACGGGAGGAGCAACCACCAAACACACUGGUGGGGAGUUUAGCAUCAGAUCAGGGACUUCCUGAUUCAGGUCACUUGUACAAACUCGAGGUUGGUGCCCCCUACCUUAUUGUGGAUGGAAAAACAGGUGAUAUCUUUACAACAGAAGUUCCUAUUGACCGUGAAACACUGAAAGACUGUCAAAAUCUGUUUGAGGGUGAUCCCUGCUUUCUGGAAUUUGAAGUUUCUAUCACAGACUUGAUUAAAGGUUCUGGACCUCGACUGAUUGAGGGCCGAAUUGAGAUCGAGGAUGAGAAUGACAAUACACCUCAAUUCUCAUCACCCGUUUUGUCAUUAUCAAUUCCUGAAAACACUCAUGUCGGAGCACUGUUUGCAAUUCCAGUAGCUACUGAUAAAGAUGCAGGAAGUAAUGGUAUUGCAGAUUAUUCACUGACUAGCCCAGAUGUCACAGAACUGUUCAGUCUCCAGGUGGCAGGAAAUGCAGAUGAGAAAGUGCCACAACUAAUUGUUUUAGACAGUCUGGACCGUGAGCAACGUGAUUCAUAUGAUCUCAACAUCAAAGUCAUGGAUGGUGGCCAUCCACCACGGUACAGCAGUGCUUUACUGAGAAUCACCAUUACAGACACCAAUGACAAUGUGCCUAAAUUUGAGCGUUCACACUACGAUGGAGAACUUGCUGAAAAUAGUCCUGUUGGUUCUACAGUCCUGCAGGUAAAAGCUAAUGAUGCUGACACAGGGGAAAAUGGAGAAGUCACAUUCAACUUCUACCAGCCACCAAACAUUGUGCAGCGCCUGCUUAACAUAAACCGAAAUACUGGCACCAUCUAUGUCAAAAGUCCAGCAGAUCGUGAAGAAGGAAGUCUGCUGAAAUUUUAUGUACAGGCCAAAGACAAUGGCUUACAAGCCAAGAGUUCCAAAGCUCUGGUGACAAUUACUGUGAAGGACAAGAAUGACAAUGCUCCAUCAAUCGGGAUCCGAGGAUUUGCUCUGGUGGCUCAUGAGGAUGGCAUUGCCAACAUUUCUGAGGAUAUGCCUGUUGGUACCCCGGUAGCUCUGGUGGAAGUGACAGAUCGAGAUGAGGGCCAAAAUGCGGUGGUGACUUGUGUAGUAGCAGGAGAUGUACCUUUUCAGCUACAGUCAGCCUCAGACACAGGAAGUAGAAGGAAGUACUUCCUUCUGACCACCACACCAUUGGAUUUUGAGCAGGUCAAAGAAUACAGAAUUGACAUUAUAGCUGUUGAUUCAGGAAACCCAGCUCUUUCCAGCACCAACUCACUAAAAGUCCAAGUAACAGAUGUAAAUGACAACUCUCCAGUUUUUUCUUCAUCACAGUAUGAAGUAGACUUUUCAGAAGACAACCAGCCAGGUGAUAAAGUUUUGCAUGUAGUAGCCACAGAUGCUGAUAGUGGGACCAACGCUGAGUUGACAUACAAAAUAAUUGUAGACUCAGACAUCAAGGGGCUUUUCAAAAUUAAUCCUAACACAGGAGAAAUCCAAGUGAUGAAUCAACUGGACCGUGAGCACAGAGAAUGCUACAAGUUUCUUGUUGAGGCAAUGGAUAAAGGGGGUCCCAGUAUGAUGGGAACAGCAACAGUUGUAAUUAAUGUACUUGACCGCAAUGACAAUGAUCCUAAAUUCAUGCUAAACACUUACACUUUUUCAGUUCUGGAGAAUCUGCCCCCUCUUAGUGCAGUGGGGAUGGUGACUGUCACAGAUGUUGACAAGGGCGAAAAUGCCCAGGUUUACCUAUCAGUAGAACCAGACAAUGGAAGGUUUUUAAUUCAGAAUGGAACAUUCACCAUCCUUUCAAGCAUUUCUUUUGAUCGGGAAAAGGAAAACACAUACACAUUUCGACUAAAAGCUGUUGAUGGAGGUGACCCUCCUCGCUCUUCCUAUGUGGGAAUUUCAAUAAAUGUCCUCGAUGUAAAUGACAAUGCUCCAUAUGUUACCAAACCCUCUAACUCAUCGUACAAGUUCUUGUCACCACUAACAAGUCCAAAAACACAUGUGGAAAAGGUGGAAGCAGAGGACAUUGAUACUGGAUUGAAUGCAGAUCUUGAAUUCAGCAUCAUGGGUGGAAACCCUUAUGGACUUUUUCAUAUUUCAUCCACAGGAGAGAUUACUCUUACCGAAGAAUUGAGCAGGAAGCACAAUGGCCUUCACCGCCUGGUCAUAAGAGUUAAUGAUAUGGGGAACCCUCGCAAGCAUACCACUGCACUGGUCCACAUCUUUGUAAAUGAAACCGUCGGUAAUGUGACACUGGUGGAGUCUCUGAUUGGCCACAGCCUCUACACUCCAUUAGAGACUGACAUUGCUGGAGAUCCAGACUACGUGUAUGGCCAGCAGAGCAACAUUUUCUUUGGAAGCAUUGCAGGAAUUGCUGUAGUCAUCCUAGUUAUUGUGGUGGUUGUUGUCAUCAGGCACCAUUUGCAGAAGAAGGCCAAAAGUGGAUAUCAACCUGGAAAAAAAGAGUCCAAAGAUUUUUACACGCCCAAGCAAGAAAAUAAAAUUUGCAAGUCUAAAAGGUGCAAAAAGAACAAGUCUCCAAAACCAGCACUGGAGGAGGAUGAAGAUGAAAGUCUUCAGAAAGGCUUGAAAUUUAACUCGAUGAGUGACAGCGACAGUCCCAGAAUCCAUCUAUCACUCAAUUACCCCCCAGGAAGCCCUGAUUUGGGCCGCCACUACCGUUCCAACUCACCCCUUCCUUCUAUUCAGUUGCAGCCGCAAUCCCCCUCUGCUUCAAAGAAGCAUCAGGCUGUUCAGGACCUUCCGGCCACUAACACCUUUGUAGCGACCGGGGACACCAACUCAACUGGUUCGGACCAGUAUUUGGAUUACAGCUACAAGACCCAACCACACAAAUACACUGCCAAACAGCUGCCACAUCGUCGUGUGACCUUCUCAACAACCAAUCCAUCACAGGAUCUGCAGGACUCCUCCCUUCACAGUUUCUAUGACAGUGGCCUUGAUGAAUCAGAAACACAGAGCAGCAAAGGUUCCUCAGGACCAAGAAUUGUGCCAUUACCACUGCCUGAGGAUCACUAUGAGAGAACAACUCCAGAUGGCAGCAUAGGGGAGAUAGAACACCCUGAAAAUGACCUAAGAUCACUUCCAGAUGUGGCAAUGACUGGGAACUGUACACAUGAGUGCACUGAGUUUGGUCAUUCAGAUUCAUGCUGGAUGCCAUCGCCGAACCGAAACUCAAAACUUACCAGGAGUGGAUCAAAACUUUCCACUUUUGUGCCUUACCAUGAGUGGGAGCCUCAGCAGCCAGUGAUAGGCAAUGGAAGUCCCAAACCCAUGAGAGAGGAGCUUGGGGGUGAGGCCAGUAAGCUAUCUGGAAUUUGCUUCAUGACCCUCUACACUAGUGCUUACUCUGCUGGGGGUGAGGGUGUGAAGGAUGGUGCUAUGGAGGAAACUCCAUUGAGCCAAACAGCAGUGACUUUUUCUUCCAGGCAGGGGUCCAAAAAGGAGAUUUACCUGUGAUGGAUCAGUGUCAGGGGUCAUUAGAUUAUCAUCAACCCAAAUGCACCCAGGAUUUGAAGCUUGACCCAAAUGUUUAAACAGUUUUGGAUAAUUAAAAGAAAGUGAGGUAACUAGGGUGACUAUAAAUUCUUAUUCUCAACAUCAUGCUAAUGCUGAAAAAAACAAAGCAGGGUAGUCUAAUAUUAUCGGUCAGGUUUAAUAGAUUAAAUAAAUACUAAGUUUAACCCUCUCAUUAUGUUACGGGUCAAUUUGACCCAUUUCCACUUUUGAGCCAUGAAAUUGUUUGACUUUUCAUUAAUUUGGGUCCUGAACUUGCUUGCAAAGUUUGGUCACACUGAUGUGUUGUCUGUACAGUCUGUACAGUGUUUGUGUACAAAGAUGUUGUCUUGGGUCAUUUUGAUCCAGAUGUUUUUUUAUUUGAUGUAUACUGAUGCAUACCUGUCAAGUCUCCUGUUUUGUCCGGGAAACUACCGUAUUUUACCCCUCUUUCCCGCCGUCCUCCCGUAUUAGUAUUUUCCCGUAAAUUUCCCGUAUUAUAUUAUAAUUUUAAAAAACAUUCCUGUGCCUCUCCAAACUGAAAUGUCACUAACCUCGCGAGGAUGCAAGGAGAGAGAGGGCAUUCCUGCCAAAAAAUUAAAGACUGCAUGUAAAUAUCUAGAGAAAUGGGACAUCGAAUUUACCUUUCUAAAGAGGAGAAGAAAAUAAAAUGUGUUUCACUUUAAGACAAGCAAUGUGUAUAUAUGCUGAAAAUAUGUAAAAUAAAUAAAUGUGCUUCAAUUCCCUUUUGUGUUUUCAUUUAGGCUGUAUUAUAAGAAUUACAUAUGUAGGAAUGUCCACAGCAUUUCAGUGUCAACAAAGGUAGGCCUAUCAGAUUCUGAUCAUCUAAUUGUAGUUUGUAAGUGGUUCACAGGUGGUUAUUUUAGAUUUCUUGUAAACCUGUCUUAAAAUGUAAGGGAUACUGAACCUCGGUUGGGCUGGUGGGAUGGCUCGAAGCGCGCGGCGGAAAAUUUUCCUUAUUUUUAAAUCCAAAACUUGACAGGUAUGCUGAUGUUAUGACUGGUUCUGAUUGCCCUAAGAGGGUUAAAAGGAGCUUGCACACAGUUCUUGUCAGUUCUACAGCUGACAAUAUCUGACCCAGAAUAUGGAAUAUUUAAGUCUUCAAGGAAAAGCCAUGUGGAGGUGCAUCUGAAAUGAACCAGGGGACAAGGGUGGUGCUGGAUAUGAGCAGAGGUCUACAGGGUCAUACCAAAACAAUCAACCAUCAAUGGAAUGAGGGCAAAUUGCACCGACAUUGGAUUUUUUACUCAUCACUCCCAAGAUCCAAAGGCAAACCUGGCCACCUCAAUCUCCACAGCUGCAGCCGUUGUCCAGAAAAUUCAAGCUGGUGUAUAAACACAUACAGCCAAUUAGCAAACAAUGAAUCCAGUGGGCAUACGUUAUGGCAAUAGGACUGCCCAUUUCAACAAUAUAGUAAAACCAGCACCACAUGUGUCCAGUGCAGGAAAUACAUCUGCAGAAAACAUGCUUACACUUAUCAUGUGGGGAUUGUUUAACAAAAAGUAUGAAAGACUAGCCAUACCUGAGAAAUUACAAAAAAAAUAAAUCGUUAAUCUAUGUUACCAUGUCACGAUGUUAUCAAUCGUAUUUUCACAAUGCUACAGUUUAUUGUUAAUUAAAUAAUUGUUUGAAAAAAUUAUGUAUACCAUAUGCGCUCAUAUUUCAUGUUU
This is a messenger RNA of Trichomycterus rosablanca, 5398 nucleotides long. RefSeq names its product protocadherin 1b (gene pcdh1b). The record is from RefSeq and is a predicted model, not a curated record. Gene Ontology annotation, molecular function: calcium ion binding; cadherin binding. Bases 90 to 3671 code for a protein of 1193 amino acids. Gene Ontology annotation, biological process: homophilic cell-cell adhesion. The transcript has 5 exons. NCBI's taxonomy places the organism in Eukaryota, Metazoa, Chordata, Actinopteri, Siluriformes, Trichomycteridae. Gene Ontology annotation, cellular component: catenin complex; plasma membrane.